Penicillium arizonense is the source of this 1914-nucleotide messenger RNA. RefSeq lists its product as uncharacterized. The coding region runs from base 1 to 1914 and encodes 637 amino acids. Gene Ontology annotation, biological process: DNA-templated transcription. Gene Ontology annotation, cellular component: RNA polymerase III complex. Lineage: Eukaryota; Fungi; Ascomycota; Eurotiomycetes; Eurotiales; Aspergillaceae. The transcript is spliced from 4 exons. The record is from RefSeq and is a predicted model, not a curated record. Gene Ontology annotation, molecular function: single-stranded DNA binding.
AUGACCCAGUGCUCUUCCGAGCUUUGUAUGCUUUUGAUAGAGGACAAUUUUGGAGAACUCUUCGCGCGCAUUUUCACCGUCCUCCAGCGCUAUGAACGACUUACACUCCCCCGGUUAAAGUUCUAUUCUCGACUGACUGAUCGUCAAUUGCACCAUGGAAUCUCGGCUAUGAUUCAACACCACCUCGUUUACCACUUCACCUCCCUCGAUGACGGUAACACCUACUAUGAAGCCAACCCGCAAGCCGCAUACUCCCUCGUGCGGUCGGGAAAGAUCCUCCAGCAUGUGGAGAGUCGAUUGGGAGAAUAUGCUGCCCAGGUAUUGGAAGCUAUUAUGUUCCUCGGCCACACCUCGAUCACCCACCUCGAGACUCUUCCCCAACUUCAACCAAGCCAACCCCUCACCAAUGGGGUCGACCAUGAUGAAGAACAGCCAGAGACAAAUGGGGACCAUGAGGAAAAGGCCGGUGAACCCAACGGCAAUCACGUUGUGAGCCAAAAGCCGGCGCGACUUCACCCCACACUCAAGAGCCUUGCAUCCCACGGAUACAUUCACCGGGUGCGAGAAGCACAUUUCCAGAGCCCCAAUGAUAACUGGCUUGAUGCCCAUCGGAUUAUUUCUUCCCGGCCAGACGUCAAACAAAUGAAGGGCAAGCAGCAACAGGCCGAGAUUGAGGAGAAGGCAAAGAGCAUGGUCAAGGAACGAACGGAAGGAGAUCUUUCCCGGGGUCUCAUGUUCAAUGGUCUUCCUCAAGGUGUGAAAAGGAAGUUUGGCAGUGCUUCGGGCUCGAAUAACGCGCAGAAUGGUACCAACGGCGUCAACCGGGAUCAUGCAGAGGACGAAGAAGACGACGAGGGAAAUGAUUGGUCAGAAGAUGAAGAUGGCAUUGACUCCUCUCCGAUGGAUUCUAAUCUCAUCGUUCGAGUGAACUACGAGAAACUUGAUGUGGCUCUUCGGAACGCGCAAUUCCUCGAACUUGCUAGACAAUGUGCACCUCCCGCCUCACUCGAAAUCUACGACUGCCUUCUUCGUCGCAUUGAAUACCAAACGCCCCGCUGCCGAGAGACCUACGAGAUUCCUCGGGAAGGAGAGGAAGGAGAACAAUAUUCUGCUCCGAUUCAGCUAAGUGCCAUUGUCAACGACGUUGAUCCGCAACUCGACCUCGCAGGAUGUAUUGGUCCAAUGAAUCCCACAUCUGCGUCGAACCGACGGAAACGACCAUUAGAGGAUGAGACAAAUGGCGUUAAUGGCGAUGACUACGAAGACGAGUCGACAGAGCAGAAUCGUGCCUAUCAGAUUGAUCAGCACCUUAGUUACCUCUCACAAGCCCCCUUCAACCUCACCACAAAACACAAUAUCGGUGGACUCGACACCUGGAGAAUCGCAUUUCGUGGCCUGGCUCGCAAGCUGCGCCACCUAGAACUGGAGCGAAUGAUCGAGUCGCGGUACGGCGAUGUAGCCCUGCGAGUGAUCCGUGUUCUCCAUGCGAAGGGUAGAUUAGAUGAAAAGCGACUCCAAGAAAUCAGUCUGCUACCAUUCAAGGAUUUGCGUCAGACCCUUGCCAGUAUGCAAACCGGCGGUUUCGUGGACUUGCAAGAAGUGCCGCGUGACGCGCAGCGACAGCCCUCCAAGACCAUCUACCUGUGGUACUAUGACCCAGACCGAGUCUGCAGCAGCAUUUUGGAAGACACAUACAAGGCCAUGUCACGGUGCCUGCAGCGCAUCAAGUUCGAACGCGAGCGCGAGAGGGAUUUCCUCGAGAAGACGGAGCGAACUGAUGUCAAGGGCCACGAGGAGGAGUUUCUGUCUGAGGCUGAACUAGAGCAUCUCCGCAACUGGAAGGCCAAAGAAGCCUUACUGCUGGCGGAAGUCUCGCGUUUGGAUGACAUGGUGGCUGUCUUCCGCGAUUAUUGA